Opisthorchis viverrini is the source of this 264-nucleotide messenger RNA. RefSeq lists its product as hypothetical. NCBI's taxonomy places the organism in Eukaryota, Metazoa, Platyhelminthes, Trematoda, Opisthorchiida, Opisthorchiidae. The transcript has a single exon. Gene Ontology annotation, biological process: axonemal central apparatus assembly; cilium movement. Bases 1 to 264 code for a protein of 87 amino acids. Gene Ontology annotation, cellular component: axoneme. The record is from RefSeq and is a predicted model, not a curated record.
AUGAAUCUCGGCUGGCUUGACGUUUCGGCUGAUAGCGUCUUUGCAAUUCAACCAAACUCGGUUGUGUUAAUUCCCGGCGCUAGUUCAACCAUUGAUAUCAUGGCCUUUCCGCGGGCUGUUAAAAGAUACGAUGCAACCAUCGUCUGCACCAUCAAAGAAAAUCCAGAACCGUUCAUGAUGCGAGUCGCUUGCGAUGGUGCCAUACCACUGGUCGAAGUGGACAAGAAGGUUUUCAACUUUGAAAAAGUGCUUAUACAAAGGUGA